UGUGGGAGGAAGGUGAGAAAGCACUGAGAAGGUAUAAAUUUUUUUUGAAUGGAAAAGUUAUAUAUUUAAUGUGUCACAAAUGACAAUCUCUUUCAUUUUUAAAAUAUACUAGAUGUGAAAUGCUGCAUGGUUCUAAUCCUGGUUCCUUGUCUUAAUAAAUGGAAGCACUGGUGUGAACCAAAGGUAUCAGACAACCCAGAUCUCAAUAUGACUCUGAGUUCCACCUUAAAAUUCCAAGACACUGAACUCCAUGUUAGAAUGGACCUUAAUUUGAAGAAUUCUUUGGCACGAAAAUGAAAACAAAAACAGUAAUCAGUACAAGCUGUUUCAUUUAGUUCUGUUUGCCUUUCAUAUUAGAGGAAAUUCUUGCCACACCUCAAACCAAAAUUAAGGGGGAGAGAAAGAAGUAAGCCACAUAAAUCUGACCAAGAACACAAGCAUUUUAAUUUGAGUCCAGAAAGCUUUGGAUAAUGAAAAGAAAUGCAUAAUUUUAAUUCAACCCAAGUGUUUUCCAAGCAGAUUAUUUUGCUUAAAUUGCUAUAGUAAUUCAAGAGACAGCCCUGCCUGGACACACAGUUACUGUGGAUUUUUAAGAGACUCAGUUUAAGACUUAAGGAAUUUCUGAUUCAUUUACAGGAUUUGCAAACUCAUCAACCCCUGAAAACUAAAGCAAACUCAACAGGCCAAAAAAGGAACAUGGGCUUCUCAAGUCCAGUGUGUGUCCUUCUCUUCUUUCUUGGAGUCAAAGUAUAUUGUCAGUAUGAAAGUUAUCAGUGGGAUGAAGAUUAUGACCAAGAACCAGAUGAUGUCUACCAACCGGAAUUCCAAUUUCGUCAAAAUGUAGACUACAGAGUUCCAUUUCCUCAGCAUACUUUAGGCUGUCCCAGUGAAUGCUUCUGUCCACCUAACUUUCCAUCAUCAAUGUACUGUGAUAAUCGCAAACUCAAGACUAUCCCAAAUAUUCCACCAUACAUUCAACAAGUCUAUCUUCAGUUCAAUGAAAUAGAGGCUGUGACUGCAGAUUCAUUCAUCAAUGCCACUCAUCUUAAAGAAAUCAACCUCAGCCACAACAAAAUUAAAUCUCAAAAGAUGGAUCAUGGUGUGUUUGCCAAACUGUCAAAUCUACUACAACUUCAUCUACACCAUAACAAUUUAGAAGAAUUUCCAUUUCCUCUUCCCAAGUCUUUGGAAAGGAUUCUUCUUGGUUACAACGAGAUCUCCAGACUGCAGACAAAUGCCAUGGAUGGGCUAGUAAACCUGACCAUGCUUGAUCUCUGUUAUAAUCAAAUUGAUGAUUCUAUGUUACAAGAGAAAAUCCUUGGCAAAAUGGAAAAACUAAUGCAGCUCAACCUAUGUAAUAACAGAUUAGAAUCAAUGCCUCCUGGUUUGCCUUCUUCACUAAUGUAUCUGUCUCUAGAAAAUAAUUCAAUAUCUUCUAUACCAGAAAAUUACUUCAAUGAACUUCCAAAACUUCAUGCUCUAAGAAUGUCACACAACAAACUACAAGACAUCCCGUGUAAUAUUUUUAAUCUUUCCAACCUUGUAGAGCUCAAUGUUGGACACAACAAACUGAAGCAAGCAUUCUAUAUUCCAAGAAAUUUAGAACACUUAUACCUAGAAAAUAAUGAAAUCGAAAAUAUAAAUGUCACAGUGAUGUGUCCAUCUGUUAACCCCCUGCAUUACCACCAUUUAACAUACAUUCGCCUGGACCAAAAUAAGCUAAAAGAGCCAAUAAGCUCAUACAUUUUACUCUGCUUUCCUCAUAUACACACUAUUUAUUAUGGUGAACAAAGAAGCACUAAUGGUCAAACAAUACAACUGAAGACCCAAGUUUUCAGGAGAUUUCAGGAUGAUGCUGAUAGUGAAGAUCAUGAUGAUCAUCAAGAAGGCCCAGAGGAAGAAGGAUCAGAAGAACACGUGGACCCUCACUAUUAUGGAGGUCAAGAAUGGCAAGAAACCAUAUAGGUAUACAUUAUGACUUCAUAAAAACUUAUUAUUCAAUAUAAAUUUAACUAAAUAUGCAUAGCUAAUAGUAAUAUAUCUCAGUUGUGUACUGGUAUAAGAUCAGAUUGAAUUUAGUUGUUGAUAACAUAUGCAUCAUUACAUAGCAUUAGAUUACACUAGUCUUUAGAAAUGUAGUUAGAAUGACAAGUGAGACUCAAAUAUUACACUUUAGACAUAAAAUUAUCACCAUGUUGACAAAAAAGGCAAGUAUGCCUGGGAUGUAGCGCAGCGGAAACAAAUCUGACUAGGAACCAUGAGGUUGUGGGUUUAAUUCCCAGCCUUGUCCAGUGGGUUAAGGAUCUGGCGUUGCUGUGAGCUGUGGUGUAGGUCACAGACGCAGCCUGGAUCCUGCAUUGCUGUGGCUGUGGUGUAGGCCAGAGGCUCUAGCUCCAAUUAGACCCCCAGCCUGGGAACCUCCAUAUGUUGCAGGUGUGGCCCUAAAAAGCGUAAACAAAAACAAAAACAAAAAAACAAACAAAGCACGUAUGCUCAAGUGCCUGUUCUGGCUCAUGGCUCAUAGGGUUAAGAACUGGACAUAGUGUCCAUGAGAAUAAAGGUUUAACCUCUGGCAUCAUUCAGUGGGUUAAGGACCAGUGUUGCCGCAAGCUGUGGUAUAGGUCACAGAUGCAGCUUAGAUCGGUGUUGCUGCAGCUGUGGUGUAGGCCAGCAGCUGCAGCCCUAAUUCGACCCCUAGCCUGGGAACUUCCGUAUGCCAUGGGUGCAGUCAUAAAAAGGGGAAAAAAAAGCAAGUGUGCCAUUUUUCUCAAUAGUAAUUUUUCUAAGCAUGAUGAAAGUAGUGUUAGAAGCUAAGAACUGUAAGCCAUGUGCUUUGAAUCACUACAAGUAUAGUGUUUAAACACCAAAUUAUAUUAAUGACUAGGCAUUUAAGAAACAGACUAUUUUCUUUGACCUGAUCUCCAGAAAAGCUUUCACACCUGCUUUUGAGGUAUCAUCACCAUGACAUCUACCUCUGGCCCUACCAUUUAGAGCAGAGAAUGAUUUUUUUGAUUUUCAAAAGAAGUUAUCACACUAAAGAUUCAAGGCAUACAAAUUCAAGAAAUCAAGAAGUUUUGUUUUCUCUCAGAGCACCAAAACAACAAAAUUUUAAUCUCGUACUUGGAUAACUAAAACACACCAAAUUAUCUUAUCACAAUUCAUAUUUCAUCAAAUUUCAGCAAUUGUACAAAACAAUCUUUAUUAUGUUCCAUUUUAACUGGGAUAAAUGUUUUUUUACAGUAAAUUCACUAGAGAAAGGUCUUGGUUACAUUAAGAUUUGCUAAUAACGAACUCCUUUGUUCACAAGGUUAAGUUAAUUUAGCAUAAGAAAGUACAUUAACAUUAUUAAACACUUCUAUUUUCCUAGCAUAAUAUAUUAAAAACAUGUAUUUUUACAUAUGUGUAUAUGUUUAUGUGUGUUUAUAUCUUUAUCAGCCAAUGUUUAUUCAAGCAGUACUGAAAUUGAAUACAGUUCCUCUGAAAUUUGAAUGACAGGCUUUACAUCUUCUUUAAAGUCUUAAAAAAAUCACAUAUUAUUUAAUCUAUUGUUUUGAAGCAUUUUAAGUAUGCCUUAGAAUGAAGAUGAUGUAAUUGCUAUGAUCAACUUUCUUAAUUUACCAGGCUAACAUUUCAUAGACUUCCUCAGAUAAGGAAUAAACACAAAUCUGGAACUGUCUAAACAGGAAACCCACUAAACAAUAACAACUUAAACAGUAUGUCAAAAAGCCAGACAGGUAAGACCAUAUUUCAGAAGGAGUUUUCUAGUGGUGAGUCUAUUUUUCUGGAGAUGACAGUUUAAAAUGAAGCCUCUAGUGCUCUUCAUAUUUUUGAGUAGGCUAUUAGCAUUUAGCAAAUACAGACCACCCACCUGUCCUCAGGGAUAAGCUCAACAAUCCAGAAUGAACACAAACAACACUCCAUUCAUUUAUUUAACAUUCAUCAAGUCAUUUGGUGUGUAGGGCCUAGCUAUGUGAAGUCAAAGAGACUGUAUAUGGGCACCUGUGACAUUAUAAGAUAACAGGUGUGAGGGUAAAGGUAAGAGCAAAAUGCUAGUGACCUGGGUAAAACACACCUUCAAAAGAGGAGAAAAACUUUAAGAAUCACCUCUGCCUUUCUGGACAUUUUUAAAAAUAGGGUUACAAUUUAAACAUUUAUUAUAAGCUAAUAAUGUGGAAAAUACUGUGGGUGUUUUAGGAGAUUAAAAAAAGAAGACUUGGCGUUCCCGUCGUGGCGCAGUGGAAACGAAUCUGACUAGGAAUCAUGAGGUUGCGGGUUUGAUCCCUGGCCUCAGUCAGGGGGUUAUGGAUCUGGCAUUGCCAUGAGCAGACGUGUAGGUUGCUGACACAUGGCUCAGAUCCCAAAUUGCUGCAGCUUGGCAUAGGCCGGAGGCUAAAGCUCCGAUUCUACACCUAGCCUGGGAAACUCCACAUGCUGCAAGUGAGGCCCUAAAAGAGACAAGAAACAAGAGACAAAAAAAAAAAACUAUUUCUCACCCAGAACAAUUUAAAACUUACUGAGGAGCUAUUAGGGAAAUGCAAAUCAAAAUCACAAUGAGAGGAGUUCCCAUUGUGGCUCAGCGGUAAUGAACAUAACUAGUAUCCAUGAGGACUCGGGUUUGAUACCUGGCCCCACUCAGUGGGUUUAGGAUCUGGCAUUGCCGUAAGCGGUGGUGUAGGUUGCAGACAUGGAUAUACACUGGUGUGGCUGUGGUGUAGGCCAGCAGCUGCAGCUCCAAUUUGACCCCUAGCCGGGGAACUUCCAUAUGCCGUGGGAUGUGGCCCUAAAAAAAAAGAAAGAAAAACAAACAAACAAAAACACAAUGAGAUGCCCCUUUAUGUUAACAGAUGGCUACAAUAAAAAGACAGACAAAUAAUGAGUAUUAGUGAGGAGGUGCAGAAAGUGGAAUCCACUGGUUAGGAAGUCAAAUGUUGCAGUGGCUUUGGAAAGCAGUCUGGAAGUUCUUCAAAAAGUUAGUUACCUGUGAUCCAGCAAUUCCACUUCUAAAUAUAUACCCAAGAGAAGUGAACACAUAUAUUCACACAAAAACAUAUACAAAAAUAUUCAUAACAGCAUUAUCCAUUCAUAAUUAAAAAGUAGGAGUUCCCAUAAUGGCUUGGCGGUAAUGAACCCAGCUAGUAUCCAUGGGGACGUGGGUUUGAUCCCUGGCCUCACUCAGUGGGUUGGGGAUAUGGUGUUGCCAUGAGCUAUAACAUAGGUCACAGAUGUGGCUCAGGUCCUGAGUUGCCGUGACUAUGUUGUAGGCUGGUGGCUGCAGCUCUGAUUCUACCCUUAGCCUGGGAACUUCCAUGUGCUGCACGUGAAGCCCUAAAAAGACAAUGAAAAUAAAAAUAAAAAGUAGAGGGAGUUCCCUAGAGGUUUAGUGGUUAGGAUGUGAUGUAUCACCAUUGAGGCCUGAGUUCAAUCCAUGGUCUGAGAACUGAGAUCCCACAUUAAGCUGUUGCACGGCAUGGUCAAAAACAAACAAAACAAAAAAAUAGAAACCACUCAAUGUCCUCCAGCUGACGAAAAGUUAAACAAAAUGUGGUAUAGCCACACAAUGGGAUAUUACUCAGUCAAAAGAAGGAAUGAAGUACUAAUACAUGCUCCAACAUGGAUGAACACAAAAACGUGCUAGUGAUAUCAGUCACGGAAGACCACCUACUGCAUGAUUCCACUUAUAUGAAACGUCUAGAACACACAAAUCUUUAGAGACACAAAGGUUAUGGGCUGCCUGGAACAGGGAGUGAGGGGUAGGGGGAAAGGAGUAGCAGGAAAAUGGGGAGUGACUGAUACUGGGUAGAGGUGGUUUCUGGAGAGUGAGUGAUGAAAAUAUUCUGCAACUGAUUGUAGUGAUGAUUGUACAAGUCUGAAAAUACUAAACACUAUUAAACUGUAUACUUUAAAAGAGUGAAUUGUAUGAGAUGUGAAUUAUCUCAAUAAAGCUGUUAUUAAAAAG
Sus scrofa (pig) is the source of this 5956-nucleotide messenger RNA. RefSeq names its product osteomodulin (gene OMD). Gene Ontology annotation, molecular function: protein binding. Lineage: Eukaryota; Metazoa; Chordata; Mammalia; Artiodactyla; Suidae. The record is from RefSeq and is a predicted model, not a curated record.